AUGGAUAACGAGACCUCUGGAGAGACAGCAGACAUGCUGUAUAUCCUGGUAACAGGAGCCAACAGUGGCCUCGGAUUCUCCAUUUGCUGCCGCCUGGCCGAUGAAUUCCUCGCUUCAAGCCCAAAAUCCCAAUACCUCACAAUUAUCUUCACGACCCGAAGCACACGCAAAGCAGAAGACACCCGGCGCAGACUGGAAGCCCACCUGCGAUCACGCGCACCCUCUUCCUCCGCCACCCCACGCGUACACUUCAGAAACGAAAGCGUCGACCUCGGCAACCUCCUCUCAGUGCGCGAACUAUCCCGCAAAUUAAUCCGCACCCUCCCAAGACUCGACUCAAUAGUCCUCAACGCCGGUCUGGGAGGGUGGUCUGGAAUCGACUGGCCCGCCGCAAUCUGGGGCGUGUGCACCGACCUAGUCCACCAAGUAACAUGGCCGUCGUACAAAGUCGCACCUGUCGGCAUCCUCACCGACAAGCAAACAAGUCUCCCUGAAGAACCACCUCUUGGUGCUGUCUUCUGCGCAAAUGUAUUUGGCCAUUACAUGCUGGCGCAUAACGUGACGCCGCUGCUGAAGCGCGCGCGCAUUCACGGACCCGGCCGUGUAAUCUGGGUUUCCAGUAUCGAAGCUACGACAAAGAUGUUCAAGGUGGAUGAUAUCCAGGCGUUGAAGUCGACUUGUCCGUACGAAUCUUCCAAGGCUCUUACCGAUAUCCUGGCUUUGACAUCGGAUUUGAAGGGGACGACGCCGUGGGCGGUAGAUGGAUUCUUGCAGUCGGACACCGAGGUUGAAACGCAUGCUAUUCAUACCGAGCCGCCUACUGCUGAGCCGCGCUCCUAUCUUGCCCAUCCUGGGAUCUGUGCUACGGCUAUUAUCCCUCUUCCCCUCCCACUUGUUUAUUGUAUGGUUAUUGCUUUCUGGGUUGCGCGUAUGCUGGGUUCGCCGUGGCAUAACCUCUCGACUUAUCUUGGUGCUUGUGCGCCUGUUUUCCUUGCGCUUCGGACGCAGGAUGAGGUUGACGCUGCUGAAGCGCCGUAUCACCUGGCCAAUGGUGGUCGUGUGAAAUGGGGCUCGUCUUGUACGCGCUCUGGGGUCGAUAGUAUUGCUUCUACUGAACUUGAUGGGUGGGGGCAUGGUGGUGUUGUUGGGAAGUUCGCCAGUGAGAGUGAUCGGACCCGGCGUCGUAAGCGUGGCGCCAUGGACUUGACUCCGGAGCAGAAGGAGGAGUUUGAGGACCUCGGGCGCCAAUGUUGGAAGCAGAUGGAGGAGCUGCGUGUUCAAUGGGAUGAUAUCCUUGAUCAAGCUGAGGGUAGCUCCUAG
Molecule: messenger RNA, 1320 nt
Organism: Penicillium nucicola
Lineage: Eukaryota; Fungi; Ascomycota; Eurotiomycetes; Eurotiales; Aspergillaceae
Product: 3-keto-steroid reductase
Exons: 2
Coding region: 1-1320 (439 amino acids)
Biological process (GO): ergosterol biosynthetic process
Cellular component (GO): endoplasmic reticulum membrane; lipid droplet; mitochondrial outer membrane
Molecular function (GO): 3-beta-hydroxysteroid 3-dehydrogenase (NADP+) activity
Source: RefSeq, a predicted model, not a curated record